This is a messenger RNA of Larimichthys crocea (large yellow croaker), 2566 nucleotides long. It is a transcript of the gene khdc4, whose product is annotated as KH domain containing 4, pre-mRNA splicing factor. The record is from RefSeq and is a predicted model, not a curated record. Gene Ontology annotation, molecular function: RNA binding. Lineage: Eukaryota; Metazoa; Chordata; Actinopteri; Sciaenidae. The coding region runs from base 128 to 1969 and encodes 613 amino acids. The transcript has 14 exons. Gene Ontology annotation, cellular component: nucleus.
GGCACGUAACAGUGUAGGCUAGCGACUGUGGCUAGCAGCCAACAUCUCCUACUGUAUUGACUGUGCAGGAGCCAAGGGAGGGUUUUUUUUGCAUUUGAGGGGAGAUUUUUCGUUUGACAGGAUAUUGAUGUCAUUUUGUGGCACACAAAACGGCGGCCGCCGCAGCAAAUGGGACCAGCCCGGCCCCGGCUCGGGCUCUGGUGGGAUGGGGGAGGCUGAGGCUGCACCCACCGGGGCUCUGGAUGCUGCAGCUGCUGUGGCUGCCAAGAUUAAUGCCAUGUUGGUAGCCAAGGGCAAACUCAAACCCUCACAGAUAGGAACCCCGGGACCACCUGAUAAGGUUGUAGGUGUUGGGAAGCCUCCAGUGCCAACGAAGGCCAAGGAUGACUUGGUCGUAGCUGAGGUUGAGAUCAAUGACGUCCCGAUCACCUGUCGGAACCUCCUUACACGCGGACAAACACAAGAUGAGAUCAGUAAAGUGAGCGGUGCUGCGGUUUCAACCAGAGGCCGUUACAUGACAGCAGAAGAGAAGGGCAAAGCGUUACCAGGGGAUCGACCCCUGUAUCUGCACGUUCAAGGACAGACUAGAGAGCUUGUUGACAGGGCAGUUAAUAGAAUCAAGGAGAUUAUCACCAACGGUGUGGUGAAGGCUGCAACCGCCUCGUCAUCUUCAUCCUUCUCCCCCAGUGGGGCCACAGUCACAAUUUACCAGCAGCACAACCCACCUCCUCCCUCACUGCCCCCCAUGACCCACCACAAACCACACUUUCAGUCUGGGAUGCAUUAUGUUCAAGACAAAGUCUUUGUGGGCUUGGAGCAUGCUAUCCCGGGGUUUGUGGUUAAAGAGCGGGUCGAGGGCCCCGGCUGUUCGUACCUGCAGCACAUCCAGGCCGAGACAGGAGCCAAAGUCUUUCUCAGAGGAAAAGGAUCAGGCUGUUUAGAGCCUGCCUCUGGACGAGAGGCCUUUGAACCCAUGUAUAUCUACAUCAGUCAUCCUAAACCAGAAGGGCUUGCAGCAGCAAAAACCUUGUGCGAGAACUUGCUUCAGACAGUCCAUGCAGAGUAUUCUCGCUUCCUUAAUCAAAUGAGCACAAUGAUGCCAACACAACAAGGCUUUGCACAGCCUCCAGUGGUGAACGGGAUGCCUCCACAGCCUGCUUACUACCCACCUGCUGGAUACCAGCCCGGCUACCCCAUGCCUGUACCACCACCACAGCCGCAACCUGUACCUCCACCUUACACUGUCCCACCUCCUAUACCUCCCGCAACACCUGCAGGACUGCCUCCUCAGUAUCCCCUCCCACCCGCACACGCCCCUGCUCCUGCCCCCGCACCUGUUCCAGCUCCAGCUCCAGCUCUUGCCCCUGCGCCUGCUCCUGUUCCAGGCACCAUGCCACAGACACUUCCCCCCGUACCCUUUCCUCCAUCAGCUGCAGCGCCACCCAAAGCUCUACCUUCCGCCGCCCCAUCUAACCCACCACAGAAAAGACGCUUCACAGAGGAGGUCCCAGACGAGAGGAAUAGCGGCCUACUUGGCUACCAGCAUGGACCCAUUCAUAUGACUAAUUUAGGUGCAGGCUUCCCAGUGGGCAGCCCGGACACUACUGGACCCCCACCGCCGAGUUCCUCUGGCCCACCGAGUGAGAGGGACAGUAGGCAGCUAAUGCCUCCACCUCCGUUGCCUGUGAAUGUAGUGAGACCGAAGAUGGAGGAGAGAAGGGCACUGCAAGGCGCCGUGGAGCCUGCAGUGAAGAGAUUGAAAACUGGUUUGGUAGCAUACACCGGCGACUCCUCUGAUGAAGAGGAGGACCACUCAACCUCCAAAGCCUCAGGGCUAGGUAACCCUGGGGCAGUUCCCCCUACCUCCACCUCCUCAGGCUGGACACAGGGCUAUCGCUGCCCUCCUCCACCACCUCCUCGUGCUAAAACACAGGCACAGCCGUCUAUGCCUUUCUGGAUGGCACCCUGAAGCAGGAAAAAAAAAAUCUAAACUCCCUCAGUGCUUUGUGCCGAGUCUUACAGGAUGUUCACCCAAACUGAGCCUGUCUUUUUCCAUCACUCAUCACCUGCUCAUCACAUGGAUGACUCUUAACACCUACAUGUUGGUUGCAGCAUUAUUUUUAGUACUUGGGUCCAAAUAGACAUACUAAUGUUUUGGAAAACUCCUGUUUGUUUCUUUUGGUGCACGCAUUAUAGUUUGAAGAUGAACAUUUGCAGGACUGAUAUUCCAAACUAUAUUGUGAAUUUAUAGAAGGUCAGAUGAGCGAUAAUCUGCGUCCGUUUUAUUUGGAAUGGAAUAAGAACACAUGCCAGGUGAAGUGUUUGAAUAUAGUGUCUUUGUAAAAACAUCACAAAGCAAUGAUGUUGUAAAUCACUGACAUUUUUCAUUUUAUCCCUUGUACAGCUUCUGACUUUGUCACCACCUUCCCUUUUUCACUGUCCAUGUCAGUGACACCAUCCUUUUCUAUUCUGGUCUUUUUGUAUAGAUCAUGUUGGACUAAUAUGUCAUAAACAUAUUACAUUUAUUUCAUGCUUCUAUGAAAUAAAUAAACUUAAUUUAUUGCUG